Molecule: messenger RNA, 564 nt
Organism: Scutellospora calospora
Lineage: Eukaryota; Fungi; Glomeromycota; Glomeromycetes; Diversisporales; Gigasporaceae
Source: the annotation of a GenBank genome assembly
AUGAUUAAUUCCGAUUUCUUUAUAUUAAAUAAACUAUGGUGGAAAUUACCAUUCGACGAACGAGAUAAUGAGUUUUUGAUUAAACAAACGUUAUAUUUUAAAAAACUUAUAAAAGAUGUUAUUAAUAAAAAUGAUAAAGAUUUGUGGGAUGGGUAUGCAACUCUUCAUAGAGAAAAAUAUUUACUGGAGUGUGUUUCUGUCGAAAGUAAUAUUGAUUAUAAAAAACUUGAAACGAUCUUGAAAGAUUCUUGGUUAUUUGAUAUUUUUAUAUCUGAGAAAGAUAGAUAUAUGACUAGGAAGAUUAGAAAUCUUGAUAAUGUUAUCAAGAAAACAUUUCCUUCGGUAUUUUUUCCUGAUUUAUCUAUUGAUGAAUUUACACCAGAAUUAGCGAUCAAUCUUCAUAAACAAAUAGGUAAAGGAAUUAUUGAGAAUAUGGGAAAAUAUAGAAAAAAACUUAAUAUGGCUGCAGAGGAUAAUUUUAUAUAUAUGUCACCUGGUUUAAUCGAAACAAAUAUGAAUGAAUUAUUUAAAUUAACAAGAGAAAAAUUUAAAAAAGAAAAUUAG